Molecule: messenger RNA, 630 nt
Organism: Penicillium soppii
Lineage: Eukaryota; Fungi; Ascomycota; Eurotiomycetes; Eurotiales; Aspergillaceae
Product: putative SNF7 family protein Fti1/Did2
Exons: 2
Coding region: 1-630 (209 amino acids)
Biological process (GO): endosome transport via multivesicular body sorting pathway; late endosome to vacuole transport; protein transport
Cellular component (GO): multivesicular body; ESCRT III complex
Source: RefSeq, a predicted model, not a curated record
AUGGUUCGCAAAGACCCCAUUUUCGAAGCUCGCACAAAUGUCAAACUCCACUCCAACCGACUAAAGAAAGAAGCUGUUCGCGCCGAAGCGACCUUCAAGUCUGAAAAAGCCAAAGCCGACAAGGCGAUGAAAAACCGCGAAUUCCAAAUCGCCCGCAUCCACGCCGCCUCCGCAGUCCGCGAAAAACGCCGCCAGGUCACCCUCAAAUCCGAAGCCGCCCGUGCAGAUGUUAUCAUCAAUGAAUUGAAAGCCGCCCAAUCCACCCGCGACACAUCCCGCACACUGGCCAUGGCCUCGCGCGGACUAGAUGCUGCCUCAAGAAGCGUGAAUCUCGAGCAUCUCGUGUCACAUGCGAAUAACUUCCUCGCUCGCUCGGAGGACUUCAAGAUUGCUAGUUCGGCUAUUGAGGACGUUGCGCAGGGUAUCUCUAUGCAGGAGUAUGGGGCUGAAGGGGAGACGGAGGUUGAUCGGCUUAUGGAGCAGUUGGCUGAUGAUGCGGGUGUUGACAUGAGACUGAAUCUGGAGGCUGAUGCUGCGCCUAAGGAGGAGGUUAAGCAGCCUGAACAACAAAAUGCUGAGGUUGAGGAUGGACUUGGAGCUCGGCUGAGGGCUUUGAGGGCUGCUAAUUGA